AUGCGAAGGGUACCAUUGAAUUAUAUCAUGGAGAAACCGGUAGAAGGUGUUAAAACUAUUGUCAAUUUAAUUAAAUCUACCAAUGAAGCUUCUGUAUUAAAAGAUGGGAUCGCUAAGUUUUCCAAAGCUGCAAUAGAAUGGUAUGUCGACAGCGAAGACCUUGACAUUUUACAUCAUGCUAUAAUAUGUAAUAAUAUAGAAGCAGUGGGUUUGUUUUUCCAUCAAGGGUACUUCAAGCUUCCACACGAAUCACCUUCAGUGCCAUAUCUUCACUUAAGCGCUCGACUCGGACACAAAACCAUUCUUGCUAUGUUGAUUCAAGAACGGGGCCAUGAUAACGUCCCAAUGAAGUUUAAAUACUACGGACAAACAGGGUUAAGCGAGGACUCUCCAAAAGCUAUGAGAAUACCAAUAGUAGAUGGAAAAGAUAAAUUAUCUCCCCUUGACAUAGCUGGAGAGUACGGACAUAUUGGGUGCGUGUGUACCAUACUUGAUCAUUUUUAUGGCGGUAAAGUGAGGCACAAAUCCAAAAGUACCAAAGAUGCUUAUGUGAACCUGGCCUGUGAGCUCGAUUCCCCACCAGCUCUCCGGCUAUUGUUAUCACACAAUCCAACAGAAGAGGAUAUUAAAAAUGCUGUAGGGGUUGCAUUAAAGAUGGCUCGACCAGAAUGUCUGGACGUUUUACUGGGUCUAAAACCUGACAUCAGUUCAUUAUUUGGUGGCAUGAAUCUAUACCAUGUUCUCUUCUCCUACAGUCUUUCCUUUAAGAAAUCCUGGUACGAAUCACUGCUUACCGUUACGACUCUUCUGAUCAAGCAUUCACACGACUUGUCGAAAUGUCUUCCCUACAGGACAUAUCCGCUUUAUAGCCUAUUAUCUCAUUCGUCUUGUCAUGACUUGGACAACUCGUCCCCGUACCUCCUUGCAUGCCUUCUGGUCAUGCUCAAUGCUGGUGCUGACCCCAAUUUUGAUGAACUGGAAUUCGAAAAGGAGCUUACGAAAAGAAAAUUCAAUUCAACUGCAGCAUUUGGGAGAUCUGCAUUUUCUUCGGCAAUACAUUGUUUGUUUGACACAAUUGGGAAAUAUUCCGAUCAAGUGCAAAUAGAACAAAAACUUUCCCUGAGGAGUCAUCUUGGGAAGUGUACAGAAGCUCUAUUAAAACAUGGAGCAGAUUUAAACUACGUGGGAAGGAUUGAAGAUCAAUGUAAUACUUAUGGAAACAGCUUACAUUGUUUUUGUAGAAUUGCUCCAAAAAUUGGCCUUGGCUGGAAGAUGUUAAAACUACUCUUACGUCAUGGCGCGAAUCCGGACGCAAAGAUAUACGGAUAUUACCCUUUAAAUGUGUUUUUUGAACACCUUUUAGCAUAUGCUACAACCUCGGACAGAUCUCAUGUCUUUGGCAUCGAACACAGUUCGUUUGUAAUGGACUCUAUGGCACAGUCAGCUUUGAGAGAUUCAUAUGAAAUUUUCAGCAACAUGGCAGCAAGCUUCGAUCAGCCGUCAUCGAAGCACAAGCGAAUUUUGGCUGGAAUAAAGACCGAGUACGAGAAACGUAUUUCGGACGUUUGGACACUUCGUAGGUGGUGUGUAUUUACCGUGUGGGUCAGUUGUGGCCGUAAAAUUGACCAAGCAGCACGUCUGCCCUUGCCCAAGCGACUACGUGACAGCAUCACGGACUCGUUGGAAUAUGUUGUUUGA
Molecule: messenger RNA, 1698 nt
Organism: Ylistrum balloti
Lineage: Eukaryota; Metazoa; Mollusca; Bivalvia; Pectinida; Pectinidae
Exons: 2
Coding region: 1-1698 (565 amino acids)
Source: RefSeq, a predicted model, not a curated record